Parnassius mnemosyne (clouded apollo) is the source of this 738-nucleotide messenger RNA. Lineage: Eukaryota; Metazoa; Arthropoda; Insecta; Lepidoptera; Papilionidae. The record is from the annotation of a GenBank genome assembly.
AUGAAUAUCUCAAUGCAAGUUGUCAUCGUGGUGGCGGCCGUGUGUCUGUGUCUAGCUGACGGCGCACCUGAGGCUCGGCUGACCAGAAAACAACAGCGGCCGACUCGCGGCUUCAAGAACGUGGAAAUGAUGACCGCCAGAGGUUUUGGGAAGCGUGACAGGCCCUCAGCUCGGGCUGAACGCGAUGUUGAGCUUCAAUCGUCAUCAGAACGCGUAAGCCGCAGCACACCAACAUUUAAGAGUCCAACGGUCGGUAUUGCAAGGGAUUUUGGCAAAAGAACACCGGAACCGGAGUUGGAAGGUACAGAAAGGUAUAACUAUGAAGCGCCGCGCAGGAUAUUUAAGCCCAAGACCAGGCUUAUGGUAGCUCCUGACUUUGGUAAAAGGAGCGGUUACGAUGACAUUAAUGAAGGAGAAGAGGAAAUAAGGGUCACCAGGGGCACUUUCAAGCCUAAUUCAAACAUACUUAUCGCCAGGGGCUAUGGGAAAAGAGAUCAGACUCAAGAUUGUGGUCGAGUUUUCGGCUUGGACAACUUCUGGGAUUCACUUGAGAACACUCCAGAAAAGGAUAGUCAAGAUAUUAAUGAAGAAAAAGCCAUUGAAAGCAUCCCAUUGGACUGGUUUGUGAACGAAAUGUUGAAUAACCCUGAAUUUGCACGAUCUGUCGUCAGGAAAUUCAUUGAUCUCAAUCAGGAUGGCAUGUUGUCUUCAGAAGAAUUGCUCAGGAACGUCGUUUAA